This is a messenger RNA of Ostreococcus lucimarinus CCE9901, 954 nucleotides long. Its product is annotated as MC family transporter: carnitine/acylcarnitine. Gene Ontology annotation, biological process: mitochondrial L-ornithine transmembrane transport. Gene Ontology annotation, molecular function: L-ornithine transmembrane transporter activity. The record is from RefSeq and is a predicted model, not a curated record. The transcript has a single exon. NCBI's taxonomy places the organism in Eukaryota, Viridiplantae, Chlorophyta, Mamiellophyceae, Mamiellales, Bathycoccaceae. Bases 1 to 954 code for a protein of 317 amino acids.
AUGACGCGCGCGUCCGACGCGCCGGACGCGUCGGCGCCUCGGCGCUCGCGCGCGGACGACGCCGUCGCCGGCGUCGUCGCCGGCGCGGCGUGCGUCGCGGCGGGACAUCCGUUCGACACGGUGAAAGUGUUCGUGCAAAAGAACCGCGGACACACGACUGGAAGCGCCAUCGCGGCGCUGUACCGCGCGCGAGGCGCGCGAGGACUGUACGCGGGCGUCGCGGCGCCCCUGGUCGGGGCGUCGCUCGAGACGGGGGCGAACUACGCGUGCUUUCACGAGGCGCGCGAGGCGGCGCUCGCGGGCGCGAGCGGCGCGGGCGCGGGCGCGCGGUUGGCGGCGAGCGCGUUCGCGGGCGCCCUCGCGGGAGGGCUCAUGACCCCAUUUCUGACGCCGUUCGAGCUGGUGAAGUGUCGAGCGCAGGUCGGGGACGGAGGCGGGAGCGCGCGGGCGGUGGCGCUCGACGUCUGGCGAACGCGCGGCGCGCUCGGAUUGUUUCGCGGCGUCUCGCACACCGCGGCGCGCGAGAUUCCGUCGGGAGCGGUGUAUUUCGCGACGUAUGAGAUUUUCCGAACGAUUUUCCCGCGCGCGCGCGGCGCGAGCGACGUCGGCGGCGACGUGACGCGCGCCGCGUUCGAGACGCGAGACGCGCGGGGCUUGCUCGUCGAGGCGCUCGCCGCGGCUUCGUGUGGCGGCGCCGCGGGCGUCGUCACCUGGCUCAUCGUCCUUCCGUUGGAUAACGCGAAGACUAUUUACCAGUGCGAGCGUCCCGGCGGCGCGCGCGACUUACCGCCGCUGGCGCUCCUUCGCGCUUUGGUCGCCGAGCGCGGCGUCUCCGGGCUCUGGCGCGGCGCCGCGCCCGUCGUCGCGCGCGCGUUUCCCGCCAACGCCGCGCAGUGGCUCGCGUGGGAGUUCGCGUCUCGCGCUCUGCGCGCCGACCGGCUCGAGCGCUCGUAG